AUGGCAACGAGGAUGAUUCACGGCGCAUUUGUGACGAAUCCUAGCUCUGGAUCUCUUCAGAGCCAAGCUGAGAAGCUGAAGCCGACGGCUGGCUUUGGUUCGAAGCUUUUGUUUCAGUUUGAGAAGAAGAGCCGCCUUGGAGUGGGCCAUGUUAGCUUGCCGAUCGUUGCCAUGAGAUCCACACGAGUCGAGCCGGAGAUUAUGCCCGUGACUACUGUAGAUGAACCCAAGGCAGAGGAGCAAAUUAAGUAUUUACAAACAAUUCAGGAACUUGGUGACACAUCAGUGGGUACAUGGUCUAAGCCUACAGUAAGACGCAAGACAAAGAUUGUUUGCACGAUUGGUCCGUCAACCAAUACCAGGGAAAUGAUAUGGAAGCUGGCAGAGGCUGGGAUGAAUGUCGCUCGUCUGAACAUGUCCCAUGGAGACCAUGCAUCUCACCAGAAAGUCAUUGAUUUGGUUAAGGAAUAUAAUGCCCAAGCAAAAGACAAUGUUAUUGCCAUCAUGCUUGACACCAAGGGUCCCGAGGUAAGGAGUGGUGAUUUACCUCAACCCAUUAUGUUGGUGAGCGGCCAGGAAUUUACUUUCACAAUUCGAAGAGGGGUUGGUACAGCAGACUGUGUGAGUGUCAACUAUGAUGAUUUUGUAAAUGAUGUAGAAGUUGGGGACAUGCUUCUUGUCGAUGGUGGUAUGAUGUCGUUAAUGGUAAAAUUGAAGACUGAAGAUUCUGUAAAAUGUGAGGUCAUUGAUGGAGGAGAGCUUAAAUCUCGACGGCAUCUAAAUGUUCGAGGAAAAAGUGCUACACUUGCAUCCAUUACUGAGAAAGACUGGGAUGACAUCAAAUUUGGAGUUGACAACAAAGUUGACUUCUAUGCUGUUUCCUUUGUCAAAGAUGCGGCUGUGGUCCACGAAUUGAAGGACUAUCUGAAAAAUGCUGGUGCGGAUAUUCAUGUCAUCGUAAAAAUUGAAAGUGCAGAUUCCGUACCGAAUUUACAUUCAAUCAUAACUGCAUCAGAUGGGGCUAUGGUUGCAAGAGGGGAUCUUGGUGCAGAGUUGCCCAUCGAAGAGGUUCCUAUAUUGCAGGAAGAAAUAAUCAGGCUCUGUCGUAGUAUGGGGAAAGCAGUCAUAGUGGCAACAAAUAUGCUUGAGAGCAUGAUAGUUCAUCCAACACCUACCAGAGCAGAGGUAUCAGAUAUUGCAAUUGCAGUUAGAGAGGGUGCUGAUGCAGUUAUGCUUUCUGGAGAAACUGCUAAUGGGAAGUUUCCACUGAAAGCUGUCAAGGUCAUGCACACUGUGUCUUUGCGGACCGAAGCAACUAUGGUUGGUACACAGACUCCACCAAACCUUGGCCAAGUCUUCAAGAAUCAUAUGAGUGACAUGUUUGCAUACCAUGCAACCAUGAUGUCUAACACACUUGGAACUUCAACUGUUGUCUUCACCCGAACUGGUUUCAUGGCCAUUCUACUGAGUCAUUAUCGGCCUUCUGGCACAAUAUUUGCUUUUACAAAUGAGAAGAGAAUACAGCAGAGACUGGCUUUGUACCAGGGUGUUUGUCCCAUAUACUUGGAGUUCUCAGAUGAAGCUGAGGAGACCUUUUCAAAGGCUUUAUCUUUGUUGCAGAAAAACGGGAUGGUGAAAGAAGGCGAGCAUGUUGCUCUUGUUCAAAGUGGUAGACAGCCUAUCUGGCGGUCCCAGUCGACUCAUAACAUUCAGGUCAGAAAAGUAUAUGACGGAGAGCCUAUCUGGAGGUCCCAGUCGCCUCAUAAUAAUCAGGUCAGAAAAGUAUAG
Fraxinus pennsylvanica is the source of this 1788-nucleotide messenger RNA. NCBI's taxonomy places the organism in Eukaryota, Viridiplantae, Streptophyta, Magnoliopsida, Lamiales, Oleaceae. The record is from the annotation of a GenBank genome assembly.